Molecule: messenger RNA, 1980 nt
Organism: Schizophyllum commune H4-8
Lineage: Eukaryota; Fungi; Basidiomycota; Agaricomycetes; Agaricales; Schizophyllaceae
Exons: 4
Coding region: 1-1980 (659 amino acids)
Source: RefSeq, a predicted model, not a curated record
AUGGCUACCUCUUCUGCCCCCUGGGCAAACUUUGCGACCACCGCCAUGAGCAAGUUCUCCAUGUUUUACCAGGCGUUGGCGGCGCCACACAUCGAUACCCCAUUGCCUCCAACGAGCAUACUGCCCCCUCCCCCACCCAUUCCCAGCAACAACAUCCAAUUGUCGACGAACACGACGGUUACAGUCUCGAGAACACCGUACAGCACCGUCCACAAACCCUCGCAACAUCCACUAGACGCCCACUUGUACGAGCCCGAGGGACGUUGGGCAUUCAUGAAGGGCAGGGGCUUCUACAAUGCGAUGCCGGUGCAGGAAUUGAAGACCAGCACGAACUACAACAUGUCGAUCUACAAGGCCAAAUUAGUUGCUGACGACGUGCACCUCUGGGUCAAGACAUGGACCCGAGACAAAGACUGGAAGGGCUUUUUCUCCGAGCUCUACCUCUUCAAAACGCAACUACGCCCCCUCCAAGGCAUCAUCGUCCCCAACGUCAUCUCCGUCGUGAGCUCCCUCUACGGCACGCACGUCGUCAUGGAGCCCCCGCACGCAUCGUUCUGGAUCACCGCGUCGCCGGACAUGCCGCACGCGCUCAAGCGGCGCGUCGUGCGCGCGUACGAGCUCCUGCACGCGCGCGGUAUUGCGCAGACGAGCGUCGCGCUCGAGCACAUACUCAUCGGCGCCGAUGGGCGGGUGACCCUAGCCCACUUCCACCACGCCCGCGGCGCUACGGCGCACAAGCCCGUCGACCUUCGCGCUGCCUCGUCCAAGGACCUCCGCCUCGAGAUGCGCCGCGUCAAGUACCUGCUCGACUUCGAGGACGCGCGCGAGGCGGAGGAAGAAAAAUACGCCAGAGGGAGGGCACGGCAUGCGCGGAAUCAGGACGAGCUGAGCCGCGCGCAGAUGGACUACACGCACAAGCCCCGCAUCGACCGCGGCUCGAAGGACGACAGGCAGAACCCGCCCUUCGAGACGGACUCGUUCCAGCGCAUGAAGGCUGCCCUCCGCGCGUACACCCCGCGCCGCGUCGUCAUGCCCGGGCAGAGCGCGGAGGACCUUGCCCGGAAUGUGGCACGCUUCUGCGAAGUUGUGGACGGGAUGGACGCGGAUGACGACUCGUAUCUGAAUGCGCCGCAGCCGCCGUUGCCGUUCUCCUUACCCGCGCCGCCGCUGUUCCCGGGGACGACGACGCGGAAGCGGAAGGAUGGGCCGGUGGACACCUCAUCGCCUGCGCAGAAGCGCUUGCGCCCGGAUAUGCCGCCGCCACCGAUGCUGGCGGGUCCCUCCUCCCGGCCCACUGCAGGACCAUCGAGCUUGCGCGGAUCCUCUCAGCCAGCCGCAUCGUCAUCUCGCUCUGGUACCCCUUCGUCAUCUCGCUCCGCCAACCCCUCGACAAGCACCCUGCCCAAGACCAAAUCCAACGCAGGCCGCACGCGCCCCGUCAAGAAGGCCGCGUCCUCGCCCAGCAUGUUACCACCCCCUCUUCCAACCUCUCUCACUGCGGACAACCUCGCCCGCCUCCCCGGCGGCACCACCACCCGCCGCAUCCCCGUCGAGGACACCCUCAGCACGGUCGCGCACGACGAUUACGCGCCGAACCCGUAUGGCUUGGUGUGGCAGGCGUUCGAUAGGGAAAGGAGCCCGUCGGACGAGGAGGAGGAGAUUCCGUCGCAGGGCCCAUCGUCGCAAGGCCCGUCGUCGCAAGGGUUGCGAAACCCGUCUUCGCAAAACUCGACACCCCCAGGCUCACAGGGCUCCCGCGGCUCGCCACAAGGCUCACUGGGCGGGUCCUGGACCCGCGCGCGCGUCCUCGAGCGGAACAUGUCCGCGCCCGAGAUUCGGGCGAUGGAGAGGGAGGAGGAAAGGGAAGUGGAACGGAUGCUGGGCACGUACUCGGAGGGGACGCUGUCGCGGAUGACGCGCGAGUUUUUUGGGUUUGUGGGGCGGUAUAUGCAUGAGAGGAGGCAGGGUGCUGGGCGAUGA